Chaetomium strumarium is the source of this 618-nucleotide messenger RNA. RefSeq lists its product as uncharacterized. The coding region runs from base 1 to 618 and encodes 205 amino acids. NCBI's taxonomy places the organism in Eukaryota, Fungi, Ascomycota, Sordariomycetes, Sordariales, Chaetomiaceae. The record is from RefSeq and is a predicted model, not a curated record. The transcript is spliced from 3 exons.
AUGAAGCCCAUCUCGCUCCUCUCCCUGGCCUCCCUGGCCGCCGCAGCCCCUACUGGCCCUGCGGACGGAGCCGGCCAGCCGGGUCUCACGGUGCCCAGCGGUGUCGUGCCCUCGAGCGUCCGCGUCCUGGGCAUCUCCCUCCUGGGCUCCGGCUGCCCAGCGGGCACCGCAGAUGUGCAGAUUGACGCCACAAAGACCCUCAUCGAGGUCACCUUCUCCGAGUACAUCAUCCAGACGGGUCCCGGCACCAAGGCGGCCGACUGGCGCAAGAACUGCAAGCUCACGCUCAACCUCGAGUUCGACCAGGGAUUCCAGUUCGCGACGCUGGCCACCGACAUGAGCGGCUUCGCGCAGAUUCCCCAAGGGUCCAAGGGCCUCUGCACCAACACCUUCGACUUCACCGGCGUCCAGGGCAAGACGUCCUACUCGCUCGCGCUGCCAGGCGAGCGCGAGGGUCCCUUCACCCUGUCGGCCAACCCGGACGUCGUCUCGUGGUCGCCGUGCGGCGGCACCACGGCCAUCAUGAACAUGAACACCCAGUGCAACAUCUCGCCCACUCGCCAGCCGGCGUUGAUUGCCCUCACCGUCAAUAUCUCGCUCGACUGGCAAAAGUGCUAG